AUGUCAUUUUCCAGUGGAUCAUUUGCUCAUUCAAAGGAUUCUCCUAGGUGGCCAUACCCUUUUCCGGAGCUUUCAACUCUCCUAGGUGGCCAUACCCUUUUCCGGAGCUUUCAACACCGUGUGAACCUCUAUGGUAAUUUGCUUUUGAUGUUUGCUUCGCUAAUCAGCAAGAAGACUUUGAAAGGGAGAUUUUGCUUCAGGAUUAUUUCACCAACAAAGAACUACACUUUACAG
Messenger RNA from Ilex paraguariensis (yerba mate), 234 nucleotides. Lineage: Eukaryota; Viridiplantae; Streptophyta; Magnoliopsida; Aquifoliales; Aquifoliaceae. The record is from the annotation of a GenBank genome assembly.